AAGCCCUGGGAUAGGUACUCUGAGGAAGCCUGCAGGCUGACAGCUAGAACCCUUCAUCCUCCAGACUUCCAGGCCUCCCACUGUCUUCACCGAGGGCCGCGGGCAGACCCAAGCUCUCAGCUCUCCCAAAGCGUCCACGGUACGUCAACCAAAGAGAAAGAUCUCACCCUUCACACAGGAGAGUCCUGUUGGCGGCAGCGGUGAGAACACUAAGAGAUAGCCCAGGCAUCAGCGCUGGACACGAGUUGGGCAGAGGGGUGCCUCCGGCCCCGCCCAAGGCGAGACAGCUGCAACCCUUUGAGGUCAGAGGACCAGAGGCUCCAAAGACCCCCACCCAGCGCAACUGAAAGGAUCUAUCUACAUUCCUCUCCUACUUGCACUUUCUCCUCCCUUGGGUUUUCCCCUGGGGAGCAGAAACCUACUAGCUGCAAAACAGGAAAGUCUCUAAGGCGCCUUCUUCGACCCAUAGGUACCUUCAGGCCCUCUUUGGUCCGCUGGUGACAGAUCUUCAAUUUGCUUUUGAAAAUCAAUAAACAAAGGCACCCUAGUCCUAGACUGGAUUUAAAUUUUGUUUUAAUAUCAUAUUUUUUUUUGGUUUUUGAACUUUGAUCACCUUAGUUUUUGUUCUUUUUUUUUAAAAUUAUCAUCCCCUUCCCUAUUCCGUUUUUGUGGAUUCUUUUUGGAGGGAGAUUGAUCUCAGAGGAAAAAGAGGACUUGAACAGGGGAGCUCAUAGACGUCACAGAAAUGUACCAGAGUCUUGCCAUGGCUAAUCACGGCCCCCCUCCCGGGGCUUACGAGACCGGAGGACCUGGAGCUUUCAUGCACGGAGCCGGGGCCACUUCCUCCCCAGUCUACGUGCCCACUCCCCGAGUGCCGUCGUCCAUGCUGGGCCUGUCUUACCUGCAGGGCGGCGGGUCCGGGGCGGCCGGGUCUGGACCGGGAGGGAGCAGUUCUAGUAGCAGCGCCGGGGCAGCCCCCUCGGGGAGCGGGCCGGCCGCUCAGCAGGGCAGCCCGGCUUGGAGCCAGCCUGGGCCCGAGGGCGCCGCUUACACGCCCCCACCCGUGUCACCACGCUUCUCCUUCCCAGGAGCUACGGGCUCUCUGGCAGCGGCUGCAGCAGCAGCCGCAGCCCGGGAAGCAGCCGCCUACGGCACCGGCGGGGCUGGAGGUGCCGGUGGCCUCGGAGGCCGAGAGCAGUAUGGGCGGCCCAGCUUCGGGGGCUCUUAUUCCAGUCCCUACCCUGCUGCAGCCGCCGCAGCCGCUGCAGCCUACAUGACAGCUGCAGACAUGGGAGCAUCUUGGGCCGCAGCCGCAGCAGCUUCCGCUGGGCCAUUUGACGGGCCAGUCCUGCACAGCUUGCCCGGCCGGGCCAACCCAGCUACAAGACAUCCUAAUCUAGAUAUGUUUGAUGACUUCUCUGAAGGUCGGGAAUGUGUCAACUGUGGUGCCAUGUCUACCCCUCUCUGGAGGCGAGAUGGGACAGGUCACUAUUUGUGCAAUGCUUGUGGGCUCUACCACAAGAUGAAUGGCAUCAACCGGCCUCUUAUCAAGCCACAACGUCGUCUGUCUGCUUCCCGCCGGGUGGGGCUCUCUUGUGCAAAUUGCCAGACCACAACCACCACUCUAUGGCGCCGAAAUGCAGAAGGGGAGCCUGUCUGUAAUGCCUGUGGCCUUUACAUGAAGCUGCAUGGGGUCCCAAGGCCUCUUGCAAUGAGGAAAGAAGGAAUUCAAACAAGGAAACGGAAGCCCAAGAACCUUAACAAAGCCAAGACAACAUCAGGUCCCACAGGCAGUGAGAGCCUCACUCCCACCACCAGCACUGCCAGCAGCUCUAGUAAUACCACUAGCACUGAGGAGAUGCGUCCCAUCAAAACAGAGCCAGGGAUCUCCUCCCAUUAUGGACAUACCAGCCCCAUGUCUCAGUCAUUCUCAGUCAGCUCGAUGUCUGGUCAUGGGACCUCUAUCCAUCCAGUUCUCUCAGCCCUGAAGAUCUCUCCUCAGGGCUACCCAUCUCCAGUCAGCCAGUCCCCACAGGCUGGAACCAAGCAGGACUCCUGGAAUAGCCUCGUCUUAGCUGAAAGUCAUGGGGACAUCAUCACUGCAUAAUCUCACCUCUUUCUCCACCUCAAACUCCUCACGUGGACUCUGGGAUUCAGGAAGCCAGGGGAGAGAGAGAUUUGGGGCUUUCUGUAGUCAGAAUUCCCAAUUCUUUCCCUUGAUGAGACUGACUCCAGAAGAAUGAUUCGGAAGAAACUUAAAGGCUACUUGGGUAGGAAAACUGGAAAGAGCUUGGAUCAUCGAGUACAGAGACCUACCCUCCACAGACCAAAUGGGGAAAGUUUCUUCAUUGUAGUCAGAGACCAUUUUUCAAGUGACUUCCUCCUACAAGAUUUCCUGAUGGGGAGAUCUUUUCCUUUUACCAUUUCACUCCCAUGACCUAAGACUUGAGGCUUUGCCUGGAAUACAAAGCCAUGCCAGAGAAGAAGGUCUGGUUGGGCUCUGCCCCCUCAGCUGAGCUCAGUGACUUGGGGAUGGCAAGGUUUUAGAGGUGGGAGGAUCUUUCUGGAAACCAGUGAUUCUUAUUUCCAUACUCUCUGAACCUUCACUUAUGAUGCAACUCUCAUGCAUAACAUAACAUGUACUUCCCUUGCCUCCUCUCCCAGUCUUUUUCAAAGGUUCUGGACCAAGUUAUGUGUAUGAUGAUGAGAUAUUAACUGGCUAACAUGUUUGACUCUGAUUUUUUCUAAAUGGAAAUCUUCUACCUGGCAGGUAAAAGCCUCAAGAGAGUUGAAAAAACAUCCCAUAGAGGAAAGCACUGAGUGUGACCCCUUGGAAAGCCUCCACUAUGAGCUUCUCUGGAAUUGGUCUUUUUUCCUUCCCUCCCUUACCCCAUUAUUGCUGUCCUACAAUACUGCUGAUUCAAAGAGGGCCCCAGGGUCCCACAGAGACUCUUCACCAUGAUCUUUUUUCUUUCUAAUAAACAGUGCUGUAACUGUCUAUGACAUUACCUAUCCCUGACCCAAAAGAAUCUACCAGUAGCAAGGAGCAUCUUUAAAACAAGGUUCAAUUUUAAUCUCCCAUUUUGUUCCCUUCCAUGAAGGAUGGAUGCCCAUACCCUCCCUGACCCCACAGACCCAUUAACGUUGUCUUAAGGUGAGGUUGCUGUAAAAUCAGUAUUUAACUAAUAAAUUUAUCUCUGCUAACCUUUC
Molecule: messenger RNA, 3210 nt
Organism: Trichosurus vulpecula (common brushtail)
Lineage: Eukaryota; Metazoa; Chordata; Mammalia; Diprotodontia; Phalangeridae
Gene: GATA4
Product: GATA binding protein 4
Exons: 7
Coding region: 746-2107 (453 amino acids)
Biological process (GO): negative regulation of transcription by RNA polymerase II; positive regulation of transcription by RNA polymerase II; cell fate commitment
Cellular component (GO): nucleus
Molecular function (GO): DNA-binding transcription factor activity, RNA polymerase II-specific; zinc ion binding; RNA polymerase II cis-regulatory region sequence-specific DNA binding
Source: RefSeq, a predicted model, not a curated record